AUGGAGGCGCGGAUUCACUAUCUGAUGCCAAUGAUGUGCAGCUCUCUUGCUGCAGUUGGAUCAAGAUUAAACCCGUAUCCGAUCAACAUUCAAGAUGGCGUACCCUUAGCUGUUGAUGGUAUUUGCAAAUCAAUGGUGGAGACACAAGGCUAUGUUUGCGAAGAACAUAAAGUAACAACAUUAGAUGGAUAUAUUCUUAGUAUGCAGAGGAUUCCGAUGGGGCGGUCUGGCAAGGCUGCAGACAAGCCUCCAGUUCUUCUACAACAUGGACUCUUGGUGGAUGGGAUAACAUGGCUGCUGAAUCCUCCCCAUGAAUCUUUAGGAUUCAUCUUGGCCGAUAAUGGUUAUGAUGUUUGGAUUGCCAACACCAGAGGGACUAAUUAUAGUCGCGGACAUACAUCACUGACUCCCAAUGAUCCGGCUUAUUGGGAAUGGUCAUGGGAUGAACUAGUAGCUCAUGAUCUUCCUGCUUCAUUCCGGUUUGUUCAUGAUCAAACAGGGCAGAAAAUGCACUAUGUUGGGCAUUCCUUGGGAACUUUGAUUGCAUUUUCUGCAUUUUCCCAAAAGAAGCUGUUGAACAUGUUAAGAUCAGCUGCUUUGCUUAGUCCUAUUGCAUAUCUGGGUCAGAUGCCCUCUCCUCUUUCAAGAAGUGCGGCUGAUGCUUUUCUUGCUGAAGAUUUGUACUGGUUAGGGCUUCAUGAAUUUGCUCCAAGAGGGGAAGCUGUGGCCAAACUCUUGGAAGAUAUCUGCAAGAACCCAAACACAAAUUGCACUGACUUGAUCACUUCGUUUACGGGCCCCAAUUGCUGUGUGAACUCUUCCUCAACAGUUGAUUUUCUUGAACAUGAACCUCAAUCUACAGCAACCAAGAACAUGGUCCAUCUUGCUCAGAUGAUUAGACAAGGGACAAUAGCAAUGUUUGACUAUGGAAGUAAAGAAGAAAACAUGAACCACUAUGGCCAACCCACUCCUCCAAACUACAACAUGGCUAGCAUCCCCAAUGACCUUCCUCUCUUCCUCAGCUACGGAGGGAAGGAUGCCCUUUCUGAUGUGAAUGAUGUUCAGACUCUCCUCGACACUCUCAAAGAUCACGACGCUGAUAAGCUCGUAGUUCAGUACAGAGAGGACUAUGCUCAUGCUGAUUUUGUUUUUGGUGUGAAUGCUAAUCAAGUUGUGUAUAAUCCUCUCAUGGCCUUCUUCAAGCUUCACUGA
This is a messenger RNA of Ilex paraguariensis (yerba mate), 1212 nucleotides long. The record is from the annotation of a GenBank genome assembly. NCBI's taxonomy places the organism in Eukaryota, Viridiplantae, Streptophyta, Magnoliopsida, Aquifoliales, Aquifoliaceae.